UCGCGUAUUUAACCAUAAUCGGAGGCGAACGAAAUUAUACCUAACCCAAACUGGGUUCAUAGAAUUAAAGAGGCUAUAAUGGACUCUGGUGUCUGAAAUCUGAAAGUCAUAGUUCUACUUUGAUUGGAAGAAGAAGAGGAAGAAGAAAGGACAAUGAAGGUAGCUCCAAAGAUAGUGUUCCUCUUCAACGACUGCCAACCCUUCUUUGAUGCUCUCCGCCCUAACCCUAACUCCUCUCUCACCACUCUAGAAGACGCCUUCCACCUAUCACUGGAGCGCUAUGGAAUCCGAGAUCGCAAUGCCUCUGGCACCCUUCUUCACUUUGUCGAUAAUAAGGGCUCUUAUCAGCUGUCAAUGGUGCUUCUGCAAAAUUAUGAACCACCAAUUUUGGCCUGUGCUGUCAAUGAAGUUCUGGCAUCAAUAACCGGAGAACAAUCAUCACCAUUGCCCACCUUUUUAGUGCCAUCAUCAAAACUCAAGUGGGAAAUUAAAAAUUCAGCGCCUAACCAUAAAAAUGCACUUUAUGGUAUGCAAAUAGGUCCUGAAACAGAAACAACUCAGGCAUUGGCAACCAGAACCAAGAAGCCACCGUCACUUUUGCAGAUUCACCAUGAACCGUUAGCCAUCUUUAUUCAGUUGGCCCGAGUAUUGAAGCUGCCAACUUUUGUUCUCAUUGGGCAGAAUGGAAAAGGGGAAGAACUUGAGAUGCUACACAAGGUAGGAGAGGUUUUAGCUAGCACAUCCGGGCUGUGCUUUCUGAGAGAAAGGAUCAAGUGGAAUCCAACAAUGACCUCAAAGGAUGUCGGGGAGCCAUGGCGGGCAUUGUAUGGUUGAGCAUUAGAGAUUAUUACCUAUGAUUAUUUCGGGGCUUGCUAUGUUUAUUGGCUGAUUUAUACAAGGGCAUAAUGGCAAAAUUCUUAUUCUGUCGAAACUUCUUGUCAACAGCUCCAAGUGACUGUCUAAAAUUUCAUAUGAAGAAUGAUGAUCCAUUGCAGAAA
Molecule: messenger RNA, 998 nt
Organism: Vitis vinifera (wine grape)
Lineage: Eukaryota; Viridiplantae; Streptophyta; Magnoliopsida; Vitales; Vitaceae
Exons: 4
Coding region: 154-834 (226 amino acids)
Source: RefSeq, a predicted model, not a curated record